Molecule: messenger RNA, 1009 nt
Organism: Fimicolochytrium jonesii
Lineage: Eukaryota; Fungi; Chytridiomycota; Chytridiomycetes; Spizellomycetales; Powellomycetaceae
Exons: 1
Coding region: 171-656 (161 amino acids)
Source: RefSeq, a predicted model, not a curated record
CUCCUUCCGCCGUCCUCCCGUCCGCAAUAUGUGGAAGGACCAGCCGCCCCCUCGCCCUCCUUCCCAUUCUCCCACAUUCUUUCACUCGCCCCACUUUCAGUCUCCGUUUCUCUAUCAUUCUAUCAUUCUAUCCCUGAGUGUUCAACCGCCGUUUAUCUCCUCAAUGCUCCAUGUCACUGGCCAGGCUUACUGUACUGGGGGUAACCCCACCUCUCUCCUUCUCCCCGACAUGCAUUUCCUUCGAGGUGUUGAUUCCGAAGGUAAGCGUACACUUCGCGGACCCUUUGAACCUUUUGUCUGAACUAAACCAAGCAAUUUUAAUUGGAGAACUACAUGAGCAAAAUCUUCUCGAGGUAUGUGCGACUCUUGCUCGCCACCACACUCAAGUUGAACGAUCGGGACUUGUAAGAAUUGAGGUCAGUGCGAAUGCUCCCGGGAUUUUAUGUUUCUACAAGGUUAUAGGUAUCUCAUCUCGCUGGGAAAUGCCACAGGAAGGUGAGGGAAAAAUAGGGGAACCAUGGUCGAGUUUGCAGCGUGUAUCAUCACCAACGCUUAACGAUGCAGAGACGAAGCCUGCAACUAAGCCGCGAGAUUUGGCAUUUGCACAUUCCUUCUCAUUCCUGUUCUCGUUCCCGUGGUCGUUGUUCCAAUCCUAGUUCGCGUUCUCGUCCUGGUCCUCCUUGUUCCCGUUCGCCUUCCCCUUCCCGUCCCCGUCCUCGUCCUCGACCUUCAGCUACGCUAGCCAAGCGGUACCCGCAAAUGUUCCGCUGUCGUUUUAGACGAAAAAUCUAUGAGAGGCGCCCGCUUCCCACGGCACGACCUGCUGGCACAACUUGCUACUCGCUUCAACCCUGUCGCAGGCGGCAGCUAGCCCACAGAAAACCACGCUAUAGGUAACAUCCCAGACCAUACCCGGUGCCGUCUUUUCCGGGCUUAGAGUGUGUGUUUUCUGUUGGCCUCUGGAAGCCUGAAGCCUGAGCAGUCUGGGGCAUCUGGAGAGUCUUGAGGG